Messenger RNA from Nicotiana attenuata, 603 nucleotides. RefSeq names its product G-type lectin S-receptor-like serine/threonine-protein kinase At2g19130. NCBI's taxonomy places the organism in Eukaryota, Viridiplantae, Streptophyta, Magnoliopsida, Solanales, Solanaceae. The record is from RefSeq and is a predicted model, not a curated record. The transcript is spliced from 5 exons. Bases 1 to 603 code for a protein of 200 amino acids.
AUGGAAUUUGAGAUCCAACAUUUUCUUGUCAGGAAAUUCAUUACCAAGAUUUACAGCCGUUUUUGGAUUUUCCUGAAGCAGUGUCAGGAAGGGGCAUCUAGUGGAGUGACUGGAAUUAUUAUUAGCUGCAAUAACACUAGUUCAGAUGCCUUGUUGCCUGGCAGUUCCCUUUCCUUUUCUGGAGGAGAUACAUUAGUAUCCAAACUAGGGAAGUUUGAACUUGGUUUCUUCUGUCCAGAUACACUUAAACAAAGAGUUUGGAGUACUAAUGUAUCCAUAGCUUCAAAAGAAGAUGUCAAUAGGGCAGUACUUCUUGACUCUGGAAAUUUAGUUUUGACAAAUGGCAUUGAGAUAAAGUGGCAGAGUUUUGAUUAUCCAACAGAUACAUGGCUUCCUGGUGCAAGGAUUGGAUUUGAUAAGAGCAAGAACACACUCCAGAAACUUACUUCUUGGAGGAAUAUGAAUGAUCCGGCUACAGGAAAGUACUCUUUGCAAUUAGACCAGAAUCAAAAUGGUGAGUUAGUACUACUAGAUAACCGCGGGGAAAACUGGAGGAGUGGGCCUUGGGACGAAGGAGGGGUUUUGUCCGUAUACAAAAUGUAA